AGUAGUAGUAGUAGUAGUAGUAGUAGUAGUAGUAGUAGUAGUAGUAGUAGUAGUAGUAGUAGUAGUAGUAGUAGUAGUAGUAGUAGUAGUAGUAGUAGUAGUAGUAGUAGUAGUAGUAGUAGUAGUAGUAGUAGUAGUAGUAGUAGUAGUAGUAGUAGUAGUAGUAGUAGUAGUAGUAGUAGUAGUAGUAGUAGUAGUAGUAGUAGUAGUAGUAGUAGUAGUAGUAGUAGUAGUAGUAGUAGUAGUAGUAGUAGUAGUAGUAGUAGUAGUAGUAGUAGUAGUAGUAGUAGUAGUAGUAGUAGUAGUAGUAGUAGUAGUAGUAGUAGUAGUAGUAGUAGUAGUAGUAGUAGUAGUAGUAGUAGUAGUAGUAGUAGUAGUAGUAGUAGUAGUAGUAGUAGUAGUAGUAGUAGUAGUAGUAGUAGUAGUAGUAGUAGUAGUAGUAGUAGUAGUAGUAGUAGUAGUAGUAGUAGUAGUAGUAGUAGUAGUAGUAGUAGUAGUAGUAGUAGUAGUAGUAGUAGUAGUAGUAGUAGUAGUAGUAGUAGUAGUAGUAGUAGUAGUAGUAGUAGUAGUAGUAGUAGUAGUAGUAGUAGUAGUAGUAGUAGUAGUAGUAGUAGUAGUAGUAGUAGUAGUAGUAGUAGUAGUAGUAGUAGUAGUAGUAGUAGUAGUAGUAGUAGUAGUAGUAGUAGUAGUAGUAGUAGUAGUAGUAGUAGUAGUAGUAGUAGUAGUAGUAGUAGUAGUAGUAGUAGUAGUAGUAGUAGUAGUAGUAGUAGUAGUAGUAGUAGUAGUAGUAGUAGUAGUAGUAGUAGUAGUAGUAGUAGUAGUAGUAGUAGUAGUAGUAGUAGUAGUAGUAGUAGUAGUAGUAGUAGUAGUAGUAGUAGUAGUAGUAGUAGUAGUAGUAGUAGUAGUAGUAGUAGUAGUAGUAGUAGUAGUAGUAGUAGUAGUAGUAGUAGUAGUAGUAGUAGUAGUAGUAGUAGUAGUAGUAGUAGUAGUAGUAGUAGUAGUAGUAGUAGUAGUAGUAGUAGUAGUAGUAGUAGUAGUAGUAGUAGUAGUAGUAGUAGUAGUAGUAGUAGUAGUAGUAGUAGUAGUAGUAGUAGUAGUAGUAGUAGUAGUAGUAGUAGUAGUAGUAGUAGUAGUAGUAGUAGUAGUAGUAGUAGUAGUAGUAGUAGUAGUAGUAGUAGUAGUAGUAGUAGUAGUAGUAGUAGUAGUAGUAGUAAU
Messenger RNA from Sycon ciliatum, 1215 nucleotides. RefSeq lists its product as uncharacterized. The record is from RefSeq and is a predicted model, not a curated record. The transcript has a single exon. The annotation marks the transcript as partial. Lineage: Eukaryota; Metazoa; Porifera; Calcarea; Leucosolenida; Sycettidae.